CGCAGGCGCGGACUCAUGCUCCGCGCUGCGUCUCGCGCUGUGGCCCGCGCCGCGGUCCGCUGUGCGCGGAGCCGGGGCCCACCGCAGGCUCGCACCGCCAGCGCCGCCGCCAUGUCCCGGCCGCAGCGGUCCGCUUCGGGCGCCCCGGCGCGGCCCGCCACCGUGCUGGGCACCAUGGAGAUGGGGCGCCGCAUGGACGCGCCCGCCAGCGCCGCGGCCGUGCGCGCCUUCCUGGAGCGCGGCCACACGGAGCUGGACACGGCCUUCAUGUACAGCGACGGCCAGUCCGAGAGCAUCCUGGGCGGCCUGGGGCUCGGGCUGGGCGGCGGCGACUGUAGAGUGAAAAUUGCCACCAAGGCCAAUCCCUGGGAUGGGAAGUCACUGACACCUGACAGUCUCCGGUCCCAGCUGGAGACAUCACUGAAGCGACUGCAGUGUUCCCAGGUGGACCUCUUCUACCUACAUGCGCCUGACCAUGGCACUCCCGUGGAAGAAACGCUGCGUGCCUGCCACCAGCUUCACCAGGAGGGCAAGUUUGUGGAGCUUGGCCUCUCCAACUAUGCAGCCUGGGAGGUGGCUGAGAUAUGUACCCUCUGCAAGAACAACGGCUGGAUCCUUCCCACCGUGUACCAGGGCAUGUACAACGCCACCACCCGGCAGGUGGAAACGGAGCUGUUCCCCUGCCUCAGGCAUUUUGGACUGAGAUUCUACGCCUACAACCCUUUGGCUGGGGGCCUGCUGACCGGCAAGUACAAGUAUGAAGAUAAGGACGGGAAACAACCUGUGGGCCGCUUCUUUGGAAAUACCUGGGCUGAAACCUACAGGAAUCGCUUCUGGAAGGAGCACCACUUCAAGGCCAUCGCCCUGGUGGAGAAGGCCCUGCAGGCUGCCUAUGGCGCCCGUGCGCCCUCCAUGACCUCAGCGGCCCUGCGGUGGAUGUACCACCACUCGCAGCUCCAGGGUGCCCAUGGGGAUGCGGUCAUCCUGGGCAUGUCCAGCCUGGAGCAGCUGGAACAGAACCUGGCAGCGACUGAGGAAGGGCCCCUGGAGCCGACUGUUGUGCAGGCCUUUGAUCAAGCCUGGCAUCUGGUUGCCCAUGAAUGCCCCAACUACUUCCGUUAGGCCCAGCCCUGGCUUGAGGUGGCAGAGGGCACACUACGUCUGUCACUGCUCAUUCUCUUACCCUGGAGAAGCUGCUUCAUCUAGCCUGUUCUCUCCUAAUCUCAGUUCACAAAUUGUUAGUUUCCUGUAUUUUUGCAGUGUUUCCAGCUGUCCUCAUAGAGUGUAAAGGCUGGAGCUGUGAUCUACGGCCGCGUUUCUUGUCUGAAUAAAGCAGGCACUUGACCUGGGGCAGCCCCGGUCCAGGGUGAA
Molossus molossus (Pallas's mastiff bat) is the source of this 1371-nucleotide messenger RNA. RefSeq names its product aflatoxin B1 aldehyde reductase member 2. Lineage: Eukaryota; Metazoa; Chordata; Mammalia; Chiroptera; Molossidae. The record is from RefSeq and is a predicted model, not a curated record. The coding region runs from base 16 to 1122 and encodes 368 amino acids. The transcript has 7 exons.